Vigna unguiculata (cowpea) is the source of this 1772-nucleotide messenger RNA. RefSeq names its product linamarin synthase 1-like. Gene Ontology annotation, molecular function: quercetin 3-O-glucosyltransferase activity; quercetin 7-O-glucosyltransferase activity. Lineage: Eukaryota; Viridiplantae; Streptophyta; Magnoliopsida; Fabales; Fabaceae. The record is from RefSeq and is a predicted model, not a curated record.
CUUACUAUAUCAUACAUUUGUCACCCACAAAAUGGCCUCACUUCAUACCCGAAAGCCUCACGCUGUGUGUGUACCAUACCCAGCACAGGGACACAUAAGCCCCUUGAUGCAAUUAGCCAAACUCCUUCAUUGCCAGGGUUUCCACGUAACCUUUGUGAACACUGAGUUCAACCACAACCGUUUUGUUAAGUCCCAUGGAGCACACUUUGUAAAGGGUCUCCCAGAUUUCACAUUUGAGACCAUACCCGAUGGUCUGCCACCUUCAGACAAGGAUGCAACGCAGAAUCUUCCUCAACUCAAUCUUUCACUUAGGAAAAACUGUUAUGCUCCAUUCAAAGACUUGGUGAUGAAGCUCAACUCUUCACAUCAUGUGCCUCCGAUUAGUUGCAUAAUUGCUGAUGGGCUCAUGGGCUUUGCUGCAAAAGUUGCAAGGGAUUUGGGCAUACCAGAUGUUCAAUUCUGGACAGCAUCAGCUUGUGGCUUAGUGGGGUAUUUGCAAUUUGAUGAACUCGUGAAAAGAGGCAUUAUUCCAUUCAAAGAUGAUAAUUUUGAGAAUGAUGGAACCUUGGAGAAAAGUUUAAAAUGGAUCUCAGGACCGGAAGAUAUAAGACUAAAAGACAUUCCAAGCUUUAUUAGAGUCACUACUCUAGAUGAUAUUUUGUUUGAUUUCUUGAAUGUUGAAACAAAAAAUUGCUUAAGAUCAUCUUCAAUCAUUAUUAACACAUUUGAAGACUUGGAGGAAAAAGCCCUAGAAUAUCUUAAGGCCAAAAACCCAAACAUAUACAACUUUGGUCCACUUCACUUGCUUAGUAGGCCUUUUCCAGAGAAAGAAAAUGGUUUCAUGUCAAGUGGGUCAAGUUUAUGGAAAAAUGACUCACAGUGCUUAUCAUGGUUAGACAAAUGGGAACCAAACUCAGUCAUAUAUGUUAACUAUGGAAGUAUAACAGUAAUGACAGAGCAUCACCUGAAAGAGUUUGCAUGGGGACUUGCAAAUAGCAAGCUACCUUUCUUAUGGAUAACUAGGCCAGAUUUAGUGAUGGGUGGAUCUGUAGUUUUGCCACAAGAGUUUUUUGAUGAGAUCAAAGAUAGGGGAUUCAUAACACAUUGGUGCAUUCAAGAGCAAGUGCUUUCUCAUCCAUCUGUUGGGGUUUUUCUAACCCAUUGUGGCUGGAAUUCUACUCUUGAAAGCAUAUCUGCUGGUGUGCCUAUGAUUUGUUGGCCUUUUUUCGCCGAACAACUCACAAAUUGUAGGUAUAUAUGCACAAGUUGGGGCAUAGGGAUGGAAAUUAAUCACGAUGUAAAGAGAGAAGAGGUAUCAAAGCUUGCCAAGGAAAUGAUGAAGGGAGAAAAAGGAAUGGAAAUGAGACAAAACUGCUUACAGUUGAAGAAAAAAGCAGCAAGAGCUAUACAAGUUGGAGGAUCAUCGUACAGUGAUUUGUAUAAGUUUGUAAAGGAUGUUCUUCACCACAGUACUGUUCUUUGAUCCAUGUUCAAGGAGUUUACUAUAAGAUUGAUUACUUAAAUAAAACUAUAUAGUGAGGUUUGAGAUAAACUUUUCUAUAUAGAAGCAAAGAAUAAGAAUUUGAUUUGAGUCUUAAUUAUGUAAUAUGGGUGUCGAGUAUCUGUUUUAUUUGGGGUUUAGGAAGGAGUUUAUUACUGCUUUUCCUAAAAGGCAAGCUCGUUUACUCUUUUCUUGUAUUAUGUUUAUUACUGUCUUAAUGUAUUCUUCAAUUGCUGAAAAAAGUAUUCUGGAGCAGGAAAUUUAAAUAAAA